Molecule: messenger RNA, 2302 nt
Organism: Myxocyprinus asiaticus (Chinese sucker)
Lineage: Eukaryota; Metazoa; Chordata; Actinopteri; Cypriniformes; Catostomidae
Gene: casp9
Product: caspase 9, apoptosis-related cysteine peptidase
Exons: 10
Coding region: 246-1559 (437 amino acids)
Biological process (GO): apoptotic process; proteolysis; intrinsic apoptotic signaling pathway in response to DNA damage
Cellular component (GO): cytoplasm
Source: RefSeq, a predicted model, not a curated record
GUCAUCAGCAACGUGAUGUAAACACGGAAGUGAAUUGAAUCUAUGAGCUAGGAAGAGGUUCGCUUUGUUGAUUGACGAUCGAUUGGAACUUUCACAUUUGUUUUUCGCGCUUUGCUGCUUUUACCGGGGCACUCGUGUGUUCUACAUUACUGCCACAGAUUGAUUUACAAAAAUAACACGCUAUCUUGAAAACUACUAAUAUAGACACAUAGAAACACAUUUAAUACCACUGUAUAAUUGUCAGAAUGGACCCGAAGCACAGACAGAUUCUUCAGCGGCACCGAAUCAAUCUAGUAGAGACAUUAAAUCCAGCAGACAUCUGCGAUGGGCUUUUGUCAAAGGGGGUCAUCACCCAGGACAUGAUAGAGGAAAUACGGAGCAAGACAACCCGGCGUGAUCAAGCCAGAAAACUGGUGACAGACCUGGAGACAAGAGGGAGUCGGGCUUUCCCGGCCUUUCUAGAGUGUCUGCGUGAGACUGGCCAUGAUGAUCUCAUGGAGCUCCUGCAGAGUGGAGUUGGAGCUCAUCAACCUGUCCCCAUCCCUGUGCAGCCUUCAGUACUGAUCCCUCUGCCAGUCCAGAAGCCCAAAUAUACUGAAAUACCUGACAGGCCUGAUCUCACUCCUCCACGGCUAGUACCUCUGAGACCAGGAACUCUGCCUGUUUCCAAGCCUCUUAGCCCACCUUCUGAAACGCCAGGGAUGAAACCAUCCAGACAGAGACGUGACAGUAUACAGUCUUAUAAGAUGGAUGCCAGUCCAUGCGGGAUGUGCUUGAUUAUAAACAACGUCGAUUUUGACCCAGGCUCUGACCUAAAAGAUCGAAAGGGGUCCAACAUUGACUGUGACAAGUUGGAGAGAAGAUUCAAAGCUCUUAACUUUGAGGUUGCUGUGAAAAGGAACUUGAAAUGCAAACAUAUAAGACAUGAGAUGUCAUCUUUAGCGAAGAGGGAUCAUUCUGCAUAUGACUGCUGUGUGGUGAUCAUCCUUUCGCAUGGCACUGAUGCAAACCACAAUCGUUUCCCUGGAGCAGUUCAUGGUGUGGAUGGACCUGUUGUCCCCGUUCAGAUAAUCACAAACUACCUCAAUGGCCAGAACUGUCCUUCUCUACAGGGCAAGCCCAAGCUUUUCUUUAUCCAGGCCUGUGGAGGAGAUGAGAAGGACACAGGCUUUGAGGUUUCUCCAGAUGAGGUCCAGCCCUCUUUGGGUGGGACAGAUGAUCAGACAGAUGCUAUUCCCAUGUCCUCCAGCAGUGACUCUCUCAGCACGUCCGAUGAACUUGAUGCUCGGGCCACUUUGCCCACACCCAGCGACAUCCUAGUAUCCUACUCAACAUUUCCAGGCUAUGUCUCAUGGAGGGACACGCAGGCUGGCUCCUGGUAUGUGGAGAAUCUUGAUCGCGUGCUUGAGCAGAAUGCUGCCACUGAUGAUCUGGUGACCAUGCUGAUGAUGGUAAAUGAUGCAGUUUCCCAAAUAUCUGCCAAAGGCCUGUAUAAACAAAUGCCCGGAUCGUUCAACUUCCUCCGAAAACAUCUCUACUUUCAGACAUCGCAGUCAUGAUCACUCGGAGAUCUUGAAGAUCUUCAGUAUGCCUCUGUGUGCUGUAAUGGGAACACUGCCACAUGCUUCCUGCUGUGUGAUAAAAAAACAAGUUGUCUUUUUUUAUAUCAUGAACAGAACCAUGAAGUCAGAACCUGGACUGGAGUGUUUGUUUUUAACAGUCCUUUUUUGUGGUUUUUAGAAAUGCAAAGAAUCAGAAGUUAGAUUUCACAGAUAAGUACAACUAAACUGUUCAUAGCUUGGAAAUAUUAUUGUUAAUAUUAAAAGUGAAAUUUUCUCAUUUCUCUAACAAUCUGUCAUACGCGAUAGUAGGAGAGUGUUUUUGACGCUUUUCAAGGAAGCACAAUAGACUUAAUACCCUUGUGGUUGUUUGAAAUACAAUUGUGGUGUUGGAAAAAGUGGUUGCUACUUCUCAAGAAAUUGCAAUAUAAAGUUGUGCUCAAAAGUUUGCAUACCUUGGCAGAAAUUGUGAAAUUUUUGCAUUGGUUUUGAAAAUAUGACUGAUCAUGCAAAAAAACUGUCUUUUAUUUAAGGAUAGUGAUCAUAUGAAGCCAUUUAUUAUCACAUAGUUGUUUGGCUCCUUUUUAAAUCAUAAUGAUAACAGAAAUCACCCAAAUGGCCCUGAUCAAAAGUUUACAUUCCAUUGAAUGUUUGGCCUUGUUACAGACACACAAGGUGACACACACAAGUUUAAAUGGCAAUUAAAGGUUAAUUUCCCACACCUGUGGCUUUUUAAAUUGCAA